AUGGUACGCAAAUGUUACGAGCAAUCGUACUCGAUGGUUGCCAAGAUGAAGGUCGAACGUGAGGUAUUUGGAGUCAACAUAACUGGUGAUGCGGGAAUCGGUAAAUCGCAAUGGGUCAGCUAUCUCAUGUACAUGUUGGGCAGAGACGACAAGAUUGUAAUCGUAUUACACAGUAUUCAUAUCGACUCCAACACAGCUGUUCUAUUCAGAUACAUAGAUGGGAGCCCGACAGUCACAGAAUCGAGAGAUAUCAUAGGUAUCCUCAACGAAGCAGGACCAGAGGCUUGGUACUUGGUCGAUGGUGUAUCACCACAUCCCACAAAAACCUUCACCGUCCUGCUCUCCUCACCAUCCAAAGAUAGCGUGCACAAAGAUUUCCGAGCCUCUCCUACUACACACGACAUCCGGUACAUGCCAGAUUGGACCUUUGAAGAGAUCGUUGUCGCCAACAAGGCAUGCUUCCACAGGGAUCAUGAAAUCAUCAAGGACAGAUUUGAAAAGUGGGGAGGUAUCCCACGAUACGUUCUGCAGUUGGCCACUCUCCAAGGUCAUCAGAGAUUGCUUUAUCGAGCUCUGGCAAUCGAGUCUAUCAGAGCGGUACUUGGCUCUGCCCUCUGA
This is a messenger RNA of Cavenderia fasciculata, 618 nucleotides long. RefSeq lists its product as uncharacterized. The transcript has a single exon. The record is from RefSeq and is a predicted model, not a curated record. NCBI's taxonomy places the organism in Eukaryota, Evosea, Eumycetozoa, Acytosteliales, Cavenderiaceae. The coding region runs from base 1 to 618 and encodes 205 amino acids.